This is a messenger RNA of Colletotrichum gloeosporioides, 3741 nucleotides long. RefSeq lists its product as uncharacterized. Gene Ontology annotation, molecular function: DNA binding; protein binding. Lineage: Eukaryota; Fungi; Ascomycota; Sordariomycetes; Glomerellales; Glomerellaceae. The record is from RefSeq and is a predicted model, not a curated record. The coding region runs from base 1 to 3741 and encodes 1246 amino acids. The transcript has 4 exons.
AUGAACGAAGGUAUCAAGGACGUGGUCUUUGAGGUGCUUGCUGGCUUCAAUCGCCUUUCAAAAAGUAUUCAAGAGUCCGAUGACACCUCGCUUCGAGCAUCACUCCCUCCGAAGAUCGACGAUGAGCUGGCUCGAUUCAAAGUCUGGGCCGGAAAUAGCGGCGCGCACCGAAAUGGUCGAGCUUCUCUCGAGCACCGCCUUUGCGAAGCGUCUCAUGUUCGACAACAGGUCCUAAGGCUCCUGAACGGCCUCAAGGAUUCUCUCGAAGACGCGGCAGACAUCAUGAACGGAAAAGCCACUCCGUGGGAGGAGAUGGAAGACGACGAAGAGCCCCUAGAUGAUCUUGAGAUGGAGACAGAAAUGGAACAAAUUACGCUGGAUAUUACAGAGCUAGUCGACUGCCUCCUCCGUCUCAGUGUCUCUAUCCAGAACCCGGCACCUCAUGAUCGCUUCAUGUCUUCCACUUUUACAGACGCAUCCGCGUAUGAGGACUUCGAUAUUCAACAUGUUCAAGCCAAGUUCCAAGACAUUGACGAGAGCCUUGCACAGCGUCUGGGCAAAGCCAUGUCUCGAAGGCGCCAGUACUUCAAGUAUAGGGAGGCCCAUCAUCAGAAGCUUUCACACGGUUUAGACCGCCACGGGGACACAGAUAAAACGGAGCCAACACUUCCCGCUCCAAGCACCCUUGCUUCAUCCAUACCUCUACAGAUGAAGCAAGAGGCUCUCGCCGACUUUUCAGGAGACGAUACUCAAUCAGAGGGAAGAGCCUCAGCGACGUCUUUCGCCACGUCUGUCUCAGGCCCAAAGACACUGAAAGUUCCACCAAUGCCUAAAGACGCCCUCAAAGGACCGUUCAUGUGUCCCUUUUGCUAUCUCAUUAUUUCUGUGCAAGAUACUAGGGCCUGGAAGAAACACGUGUUUCGCGAUCUUCGACCUUACAACUGUCUGGCCCUGCAUUGCACGGCACCAGAUCGAGAGUUCUCAGGACGGAACGAGUGGAUGCAACAUAUGUUGCAAGAUCAUUUAAGAGUGUAUCGCUGUCCAUACGGUUGUCCAGUCAACUUUCCCUCUGCAGCGGAGUCUAAAGACCAUCUGCUGAGAGUCCACAAUGGAGCAGUUCCUGAAAGCAAAGUCGAUGGCAUCGUGGAGUUGAGCUCUCACCCCCUCGCACAAGAUGCUCAUACGAAUUGCCCAUUCUGUCCGGCAAAGUUGAAGACGCUGAAGGAAUAUCGGCGACAUGUCGGAAAUCACCAACAAGACCUCGCUCUAUUUGUCUUGCCCCACGCCGAUUGUGAUAACGAUGAUACUCAAGAGAGUCUCUCACGAAGCGAAUCUGGUACAGGCUUGAGCGUUCGCGUUCUAGAGCGAGAAACACUCAACAAGACGUCGCUACAAGACGGUUUUGAGCACCCUGGAUCUGGCUCCGGCCAUAUUGUUGGCGGACUCGAUAAUCCCAUCGCAGAGCUUGGUUCUGUAAAAGCAAAGGCCAGCGAUCGAUUUUUCGACUUAGACGACCUUUCCAAAUGCGUACAAGAAGAGGGUGGGUAUGCGACAGUGACGAAGAACAACCUUUGGAAUGACGUUUGUGCAUCCCUCGGUGUAGACAGUGAUGAAGAGACUACAGUCAAACGCACUUACGCAACGUAUCUACUGGAGUAUCAAUAUGACUUGGCAAAAGCCAAACUUCCACAUGGCAAGAUUCCGGAGCGAUUCGAUUCUGGCAAGAACGUAGAAGCACUGGUCUCUACUUCCGAGAAAAACACAGCAAUACACAGGACUUCCUCGGACGUCGAGUCUUCUCACUCUAUUGAGUUCUCGGGCGACAUUCCCGCCGAGAAUGAUCAGGCAUUCGCCUCUGUGGGACGCGUUACAGACAUCGACACCAGCCGACAGAAAGCAAACAUCGUCCGCGAGUUAGCGGUAGAGAAUGGGAGAGAAGCAGAGGAAGAUGAAACUAUCGAGACCGGUUUCUUGGACGAAAUUUACGACGCCAAUAUGUCGUGGGAGAGCUCUCACGACGCCCACGCCAUCGACAAUUCUGAGUCGAAGCAGAUCGAGCCGGCCGUUCGAAACUCCCUCGACCACUCAGCGGGUGGAAUCAUGAGUCCUUCGUCCCUUUUCGACAGUAAGUCGACCGCCUUUGGCACAGAUGUCUUGGACUACUUUGUGUCAUCGGAACGGCUAUCACAGGAACACGGUCAAGCUUUGGAGGGGAACCGUCCAAGUUCGGCCAUGGGGAUCAUCACAACAUCUCAAUCUUUGUCUGCCUCUGCGUCGUACGACGAGCCGUCCUCGGAAGACUUUGAAGAGAAGAGUGAUUCUCCCACCAACUAUGAGAAACAAUUCAACUCUGUAAUACCGAGCUUGCAGAGACAACAGUCCUUUGACAGUGAUAAAGGGAACCGGCUAGCUCAAAGAACGUUGAGAAGGGCGAGCGACGACUCGUUUGGUAUCGUAAUUAGCACUUCGAGGGGACUUACAGAAGACCGUUUGAAGUCUCUCAGCAUUGAUGCUGACCCGGGUAAUAAGCGUCGAGCAUCCUCUCCGCCAGAUGCAGAUAAUGUCCCUGACUCCGCGUCCCUCAAGUCGGAGCCCGUAACGAGCGAAAUUAGAGCUGGAAGCUCUCAAGUCUCAUUAGCAGAGGCAUUGGGUGAAGGAAUAGAGGCAGACAACAAACGCACAAAAGCAAAGGUGCUCUACGAUUUCACUGGAAUUACACCGAACGAACUCACGGUGGAACGCAACGAUCUUGUGGACAUCCUGCAUCAGGGUGACAAAGGUUGGUCAUUGGGGAUGAACGAGAAGCAGCCGGGGCCUGCCUGGAUACCUACUGCUUACGUCGAAGAGCAGACGACUGCUACAAAUGAACAAUCUUCUGAUGAAAGCAAUCACGCAGAAGAGAUUCCAGAAGCCCAAGAGAAGCCAGAAAGACAGAGUCGUCCAGAUAUUUCCGCAGCUGAAGUCGACGAAGCUGUUUUAGAGGAGAAAAUCCCGCAGCCGCCAAACUUUCAGCACACAAUGACGAGACCCCCCACCUACAGAACACCAUCCACUGCUGAUGAUGCAAAGGGUUCCAGGCCUCGAGCGCCCGUCAAGUCAGCGCAUGGGCCCAUAUGGAGAGACGCAUUGAAAAGGUUCAGCGAGGACGUUUCGCGACGAGGCCGAGGCAGAGAGCCUUUGCCAGCACAAUAUUCACCACAAACUUCCCUUUUUGAGGCUCCGAACGUCGACUCUCCAGCCCAGUUGAAAUCGCACCUUGCAGCUGGGUUUCAGAGGCCACAACAUUUCCGAGAUUUUUAUGAUGCAGGCUCUGUUGAGCCCUUAACUGGCGAAACCCUCAAAAGGUCUCAGAGAUACCAUACCAGCUUCUCCAGCGAUGGUGGCCGUUCCGAGAGAGAUUACCGACAGAGCGCCUCGACACGGGCAACGCGACGUAGUGCUUUCGAAGACGAGAAUAUCACCAUCAAAGUGACUGGUAGUGCAGUCCUCAAAAUUGGCAGCGCCGAAAUCCAGUGCCAGGAUGACGGUGAAAUCAAUAUUAAUCAAGAUAGCAGCCCUGGUCGUAGCGGAAGCAUUAUCGCUGAACCAAGCCGUUCUGAUCGUGGUGAAAGUCCACCGAUCCGAAGGCAUAGCAUUACAAUAUCGGCCAUUGAGGGCUUUCCUAGCGACGAAUUUACGGCACCCACAAACGCAGUGGACGAGAAUAUAGAGGAUGCGUCUGAGAAGAUGCGCAACUUAUAA